Messenger RNA from Striga hermonthica, 1293 nucleotides. The record is from the annotation of a GenBank genome assembly. NCBI's taxonomy places the organism in Eukaryota, Viridiplantae, Streptophyta, Magnoliopsida, Lamiales, Orobanchaceae.
AUGCGCAGCAAGGACAGAAUCUCCUAUUUCUACGACGGGGAUGUGGGAAAUGUGUACUUCGGUGCAAACCACCCAAUGAAACCCCACCGGUUGUGUAUGACGCACCACUUGGUCCUCUCGUAUAAUCUCCAUGAUAAGAUGGAAAUUUAUAGACCUCACCGAGCAUAUCCCGUGGAGCUAGCUCAGUUUCAUUCUCCGGACUAUGUGGAGUUUCUGCAGCGAAUCACACCCAGCACGCAGCAAUUAUUCGCAACUGAUAUGGCCAAAUAUAGCCUUGGAGGUGAUUGUCCAGUCUUUGAGAACCUGUUCGAGUUUUGUCAAAUUUAUGCUGGUGGUACAAUAGAUGCUGCACGAAGAUUGAACAAUAAACUGUGCGAUAUUGCGAUAAAUUGGGCUGGUGGAUUGCAUCAUGCGAAGAAGUGUGAGGCAUCUGGAUUCUGUUACAUUAAUGACCUAGUUUUGGGGAUUCUGGAGCUUUUGAAGUAUCAUGCGCGUGUGCUUUAUAUUGAUAUUGAUGUGCAUCAUGGUGAUGGGGUAGAGGAGGCCUUUUAUUUCACAGAUAGGGUGAUGACUGUUAGUUUUCACAAGUACGGGGACUUUUUCUUUCCUGGAACAGGUGAUGUCAAGGAUGUUGGAGAAAGAGAUGGCAAAUUUUACGCCAUCAACGUCCCUCUUAAGGAUGGAAUUGAUGAUGGCAGCUUUUUGCGUCUCUUCAAAACGAUUAUUAUGAAAGUUAUGGAGUGCUAUGUACCCGGAGCUAUUGUUCUACAAUGUGGAGCAGAUUCACUUGCUGGGGAUCGGUUGGGAAAAUUUAACUUGUCCAUUGAGGGGCAUGCAGCUUGUGUCAGGUUUGUUAAGCAACUCAAUUUGCCUUUGCUGGUAACUGGAGGUGGGGGAUACACUAAAGAGAACGUUGCUAGGUGUUGGACUGUGGAGACAGGAGCUCUUCUUGAUGUGGAGCUACCUAAUGAGAUCCCAGAAAAUGAUUACAUCAAAUAUUUUGCUCCAGAUUACACCUUGAAACGUCCAGGUGGACACAUGGAGAAUUUGAAUAGCAAAUCGUAUCUGAACACAAUCAGACAGCAAGUGUGUGAAAACCUUAGUGCAAUACAACAUGCCCCUGGUGUACAGAUGCAUGAGGUGCCCCCUGAUUUUUAUAUACCUGAUUUUGAUGAAGACGAACAGAAUCCAGAUGAACGAGUAACUAGACACAUGCAAGACAAACAUAUUCAGCGUGAUGAUGAAUAUUAUGAUGGUGAUAACGACAAUGACCACAAUAUGGAUGAUGCAUGA